ACACUUUUAAUCCAGAUCCUGAGCUGUGAAGACACACCUUUAAUCCUGGACACACCUUCUGCUGGAGGUAGAAGCAGGAAGGCUUUCCUACUUGUCAGCUGUCCUCACCUUGUUCACCCAUCCAUCCCUACACUUGUAUUGGAGCCCACUGUUUCCAUGUCCAGCCGGUUGAGAAGACCAGCUGAGACGACCUGUGUUUUGGGGACUGAAAAACUACAGGACUAUUGAACUUUUCACUUUUAGCUAACUAUUGUUGGAUUAACAAGACUGCAGCCUUUGAGGAACUUGAAGAGUUCCAAGGCCUUCUGUGAAGUCUAUAUGGAGAUGGCAGAAAAAGAAAACACAGGUGUUUCCCAGCCAGUACCCUGCAAUACCCAGCCUUCCCCUCUGGAGUCCAGCCAGCUUGUCUCAGGUCAGAGCUCAGAGAUGCCUACCUGGAAACAAACAGUGAUGGUAUCUGCAUCCUGUAGCACACAGGAGAGAGCCUGUACUCAGAACUCAACAGUAAACAUGGGAAAAGUCAUUGAUUUCUAUUUUGGAGAGCCAGGUGAGACUGCUUCUGUAAACCAGCAAGUUGUGUCUGCUGAGCAGAAAAAAAAUCCCCUAAAUCCCCUCAGCUUAUGCAUCUCAACAGCACCACCAAGACAUGCCUCCCUGCUGGAAAGAAGAUAGCAGUACUUGAUACCAGGGAGACUCUCUACAGAAGAAUCCUGGAUGAGGACACUGAGCCCUGACAAGAAUCUCUUUAUCAAAACUACAGGCAUGUGUGAGAGUCAGAGGAUUGCCUUUGAUAUUCAUUAAAUUGCUCUCUCUGGAAUCUGUCCAGACCAGGAACCAAUUGUGGAUCACCUCCUUGCUUCUGUAUGUGACCAGACAUUUCAGGGUGAGCUUGAGAUAACUUUAAGAGGUGACCAUAUCUCCUACUACAAUCAUAUGACAACCAGGAAUGGAGGGCAUAUGACUCUCUAUUGGAGUCAGAUGGCAGGACCCAGUUAUAGUCAGGCCCUUCAUCCCAAUCAAAUCAUAACCUCCUUUUCUGAACAGAAUUCUUUUGGAGAUCAGCAGAGUAACCCAGCAGCUGAUAAUGGAUUCUAUGGAGAUCAAGUGAUAUUGCCAAAUGGAUACCAAGCUUUCUGUGAGCUUCAGAUGAGAGCUAACUGUGACCAAACAAAUGACCAAAUGAAAUCGUUCAGUGGUCAGAAUGUCUGCAAAUAUCAGGAGAGUCUCCUCAGUGGUGAGCGCUCCCUCUCUGAGUAUCAGACAUCCGGCUACAGAUGUGACCAGGAUUUGAUUGUGAAUCCCCAGGUGACAAGUCCAUUUGGUGGCCAGCCUCUCUUUGAUUUUCAGAUACCAACCUCCAGUUUUGACACAACUCUUCCUGGGUCUAAGAGGACAAGAUCUAGUGCAGAAGACAACCUGGUUUGCCCUUUGGAGACAAGUCCCAGUUGUGAAGAGACAUUCUACUUGGGUCAGAUGAGGACCUCUAUUGAUCAAGAUGUUUACCCAAGUCAGAAUGGAACACUCAAUAUUGAAGAAAGCCUUGAUUCUCAGGUGACUUCACUUAGUUACCAAGUUCUGUAUGUGGGUGAAUCCUCAUAUCCUUCACUUUCCCCUUUGAUCCAAAGUCAACCUCCGGAAAACUCAUCAGCUUCCAAUCUAGUCCAGGGACAGCAUCCAGAGAUGAAGUUAGACCUCAAUCCCCAGAUCCCUAUGUGCCAGAAGAACCCUCAUCCUUUGAAAUGCUACUCCUGUACCUAUGAGAAAUGUCAGAAAUCUUACAAAAGGGCUCAACACCUCAAAGAACACAUGAAGAAACACACUGUUGAAAGGCCUUAUGCAUGCAAUAAGCCUGGGUGCACAUGGAAAUUCUCCUGCUCAAAAGAUCUCAAGAGACACAAACAAAAGCACAGUGUGGUGAGGCCCUACCCAUGUCCCAUGUGCAACAAAAACUUUGCCAGAUUGGAGUACCUUAAGCAGCACGUGAGGCACCUUAUUGAAGCAUCAUCCUCCACUGCAACCUGAUUGUCCACAAAUAAUAUCUCCCCUAACAAAACGUCAUUGUCUCUUACCUGUUAGCAUCAGAAUCAGUUUCCAGAUAGCCUCUGAAUCCAGGGAUAAUGUUAUCCCUAGGGGACAAGGACCUUCUUGUGUCUGUUACCAUGGCUACCACAAAGUUCUAAAGUACUCCUCACCUAUGUGCAAUGGUGCCCACCAUUCAUUACUUGGCAUCUAUGUCAAAGCCCAACUAUAUGACAGAGACCCUAACCACUCACCCUUUUUCCUUUUUCUUCUGUUCUUUGUUUUCCCUCCUCUCUCCCAUU
This is a messenger RNA of Mus caroli (Ryukyu mouse), 2321 nucleotides long. NCBI's taxonomy places the organism in Eukaryota, Metazoa, Chordata, Mammalia, Rodentia, Muridae. The record is from RefSeq and is a predicted model, not a curated record.